AUGGCUUCAACAAGGACGCCUUUUCGUGCCCUGUCGAGGGCUUCCCAGUUUUUGGGCUCGAGACGACCAUGGACGUGCGCAUCCUGCAAAAAUGGGCGAACAACCCCCCGACGCGGGUUUGCGACGGCGCCGGAACAGCCUCAGAAGCCUUACUAUGUGACAACACCGAUUUUCUACGUCAACGCCGCACCCCAUGUUGGCCAUCUGUAUACCAUGGUCAUCACCGAUAUCCUCAAAAGAUGGCAGGUCCUACUCGGGAACACGAAUGCUCAGCUGUUGACUGGAACCGAUGAACAUGGAAUGAAGAUUCAGCAAGCUGCCAUCCAGGCGGGGAUGGACACCCAAGCGUUUUGCGAUAUGAACUGCCGGACCUUCGAGGCUCUAGCCAAGGCAGCGAACCUUGACAACGAUCACUUCAUCCGAACCACCGACCCGACACAUCGAGACGCCGUUCAAUAUUUCUGGGAUAUGUUGAAACACCGAGGUUAUAUCUAUGCCUCCAAGCAUGAGGGCUGGUACUCGGUGAGCGACGAAACGUUCUACCCGCAAUCGCAAGUGCAAAGCUCAUUGGAUCCAUCCACGGGGAGGAAACGAAUGGUUUCGGUUGAAACAGGCAAAGAAGUGGAAUGGUCUUCAGAGACCAACUAUCACUUCCGUCUCUCGGCCUUCAAGGACCGGCUCCUUGAACUGUACAAACGACAAGAACAGUUCAUGACGCCCCAAACAUACACGAACUCUGUCAUCAACUUUGUAUCGUCGGGCCUGCAGGACCUCUCUAUUUCCAGGCCAGUAGAACGAUUGACCUGGGGCAUCCCAGUCCCCGGUGACGACACGCAAACCAUCUACGUGUGGUUGGAUGCGCUAGUCAAUUACUUGACCAAGGCGGGAUAUCCUUUCCCUCCCGGGCAAGAAAACGCCUCCAUCUGGCCUGCCAAUGUCCAUGUAGUUGGAAAGGAUAUCGCGCGUUUCCAUUGCGUUUAUUGGCCUGCAUUUCUCAUGGCCCUUGAUCUGCCCUUGCCCCGGAAGGUCCUUGUACACGGACACUGGACGAUGAAUCGCGAAAAGAUGUCCAAAUCCACCGGGAACGUGGUGAACCCGUUUUUCGCCAUUGACCGCUUCGGGGUAGACACCAUGCGAUUCUUCCUAGCCUACCGCGGUGGUCUCUCGGACGAUGCCGAUUUUGACAACGCGUUCAUCAUCCGCGAUUAUAAGAAAAUGUUACAAGGGGGCAUGGGUAAUCUCGCAAACCGCACCAUCGGUUGUGCCCGUGGGAAGUUACGCUCGCACAUCAUAGACGCUGCAUCGGGCCAACUCCCGCCUGCAACACCCGAGGAUCUGGAUCAUCAAUCCAUGCUGGAACACACACCAUCCAAGGUUGCCGAGCACAUGGACGGCCUGAACCCACGAGCCGCGCUGCAGGAGACUAUGAGCAUAAUUGAGAAGACCAACAAAUACUUCCAUGCGGCGGAACCAUGGAAAGGCCCGGAACCCCAAAGGGUUCUCUACAAUGUCGCAGAAUCGCUUCGGAUCUCCGGCAUUCUGCUUCAACCCUUCAUGCCUUCCAAGGCAGACGAACUCUUGACUCUUCUCCGCGUAGACACGGACGCCUCCAAGCGGGCAUUCUCGGCGGCGGUCUAUGGCAAGGACCCAGACUACGGGGAGGGCAUGAAGAGGGGCAUUCUUUUCCCUCCGUUGCUUGCUGAGGAAUAA
Molecule: messenger RNA, 1710 nt
Organism: Penicillium alfredii
Lineage: Eukaryota; Fungi; Ascomycota; Eurotiomycetes; Eurotiales; Aspergillaceae
Product: methionine--tRNA ligase MSM1
Exons: 8
Coding region: 1-1710 (569 amino acids)
Biological process (GO): methionyl-tRNA aminoacylation
Molecular function (GO): methionine-tRNA ligase activity; ATP binding
Source: RefSeq, a predicted model, not a curated record